Mobula hypostoma (lesser devil ray) is the source of this 498-nucleotide messenger RNA. Its product is annotated as C-type lectin Cal-like. Bases 1 to 498 code for a protein of 165 amino acids. NCBI's taxonomy places the organism in Eukaryota, Metazoa, Chordata, Chondrichthyes, Myliobatiformes, Myliobatidae. The record is from RefSeq and is a predicted model, not a curated record. The transcript has 5 exons. Gene Ontology annotation, molecular function: signaling receptor activity.
AUGGAGAGAAAGAAUGUGAAUGAGAAAGAGAAGAUCGAGGGAAGAAACAUGAUGCUGGUGACCACACUGCUUGUCAGUGAUGUGGCCGGGAAGAACAGUUCCUUGGAAGUGGAGGAGACUCUGCGGUCUGGAGAAAUAACCAGAGGACCUUGUGAGAUCGGCUGGUUUGUAUAUCAGCCUACUAGAUCCUGUUACCAUUGUUUCACAACCUUGAAAACGUGGAAAGAUGCUGAGUUUUCUUGCAACAGAGAGAAACAUUACGGACACCUGGCUUCUGUGACCUCAUAUGAACACAACAACAUCAUUUCAAAGGUGGUGCAUAAGGUGAACAAGAACAAUCAAUAUGUUUGGAUUGGCCUGAAGGACUCAAGCAAGAAUGGGAAUUUCAGAUGGAUUGAUCAAUCUCCAAGCUGUUACAUGAACUGGGAUGAGGGAAGACCUGUGCAUUAUGAUCGAAAUCGACACUGUGUUUUUGCUAACUAUAACAGUAAGUGGUGA